GCAUAGUCCGCAAAAUCACUCCCACUAGCCGGUUCGCUCGCCCAUCGCACAAUCUUUCUACCGUUCAUUAAAUCGGGCUGUUUUUUUAUAAUUUUUAUGUGAUCAGUUAAAAAGUUAAUUCAUACUAGCUAGUCUCAAAUCUUUAUUACAUUAUAUUAUAAGCACUUAAAAUUGAAUAUAUGUGUUUUUUUUGCGGUCCGUUUCUAAAUACAUGUUAAAGUGUAACCGUUCAUUAGAGUUGAAGGACAAAUUUUAUGCACGACAUAGCAAACUAUUAUGAAAAAUUUAGAUCAUACAAACAUGGAAUCUUUACCUAAGCAGUUUGUUUUAGCAAUGAGAACACUAUUCGAUAUAAUGGAUGAUAAACACACAGGGUAUGUAAAGUUAACAGAUAUAGAAAAUCGAUGGCGCGAUGACCGUACUAAAGGCCUUCCCCGUGGUGUUAUUGAAAGUCUUCAAAAGGUUGCUUCUCAUGAUGGUUUAUUAACAUUUGAAAGUUUUUGUACUGGCCUCAAAAUUUGUCUGCUACGAAACCAAGUCCAAAAUGCGUCUGGUAAAAUAAAUACAAUAAAUGAAGGUAUUGACAGUGUUGGAAUUAAUUCUCAAAUGAAUACGCAAAUUCAUCGACCUCCAUCGGCCCCAAUCAUUGAUCUAGAUAAUUCACACAAUACUAGAAAUUGGAAUUUAAUGAGAAACACUGGAAAUUCUACACAUCGAACUACUAGCAUGCCUCAAUUAAUUGAAGACAAGGAUAAUGCAUUACCAGAGCUAUUGCAAACUGGAAAAGGAACUACUGUAUCUAAGCAUGACACUUCUCAAUCUCUUAAGAUUUAUGGCCCUCCAAAGCCUCCAAGACUAGAGAAAAAUGCAAUGGAACGAAAAGAAACUUCGAGAAGUAUUUACAAAUCAGAAGAGGCGGGUUUAGAAAGUGAUGAUAUAGGAGAACCUAAAAUAGAUUUUGAAGAGAUGACGAGAUCAAUAGAAGGACAAGACCGUGGCCUCGGCGAUGGCCGAUCUGCUAAUGGAACACAACCAAAUCUACGAAAAACCUCCCGAAGACGAGAGCCUCGUCGGCAUACCUUACACAACGGUGUAGAUUAUAAUUUAUUAAAGAAAAUGAAGCAAAUUGAACAAGAAAAAGACGUUUUAUUACAGGGAUUAACCGCUGUUGAAGAAGCCAGAGAGUGGUACUUAAAACAAUUGACAGAAGUGCAAGACAAAAUGCGAUACGCAGGCAGAAUGGGCGCAUAUGUGGAGCCAUGGAAUGAAGCACAUCAAGAGCGCUUAGAAUUACUACGUGCGCGAAUCUUAGAACUUAAUCGACAACUUGGAGCGCUGGCAGCUGGGUGGCGCCACGGACCACUCUCAUUACACAUGAAUCUUGCUUUGCCAACAUCAUUAAACACUUUACCAACACCUAAUAAUGCAGCUGUUCUACGAUCUCAAAAUCGAAUGCUAGCAGAGGAAGUCAACCGUAAAAAUGAAAGAAUAUCAGUCUUAGAGAGAGAAAAAUCUGCGCUGAUAAGAGAACUAUUACUACAAAGAAAUAGAACAAAAUUAUUGGAUAACUUUACAUAACAAUUACUUUUAAAAUAUUUUUAUUAAUUUGUGAUGUUGAAGGUUUAA
This is a messenger RNA of Vanessa atalanta (red admiral), 1626 nucleotides long. RefSeq names its product suppressor APC domain-containing protein 2. Bases 277 to 1578 code for a protein of 433 amino acids. The record is from RefSeq and is a predicted model, not a curated record. NCBI's taxonomy places the organism in Eukaryota, Metazoa, Arthropoda, Insecta, Lepidoptera, Nymphalidae. The transcript has 3 exons.